AUGGAAGUAGAAAUUCUAGAUGUAUUAGAAGAAGGAAACAUUGAGAAGAAGAAGUUAGUAAUACCAUCGUGGCUGAAGGUCAUGCUCUCCACAAAUUUCAGUAAUGUUUGUAUCUUGCAUUCUCAUACUAGGAGGCAUGAGUUCAAUUACUUUUGCAUCAACUGUAGUACAUCUAUUUGUAGCCUUUGUCUGGUCGAACACUCCGAACACAAAUAUCUUCAGAUUCGGAAAUAUAUAUACUGCCAUGUCGUUAAUUUGAGAGAUAUACGCAAGCUGUUUGAUUGUUCAGGGGUACAGACAUUCACCUCAAAUGGAAGAAAAGUAGUAUUUUUGAAAGAGAAGCCGACCUCUCAGACAAAAAUUCACACAUCUAAUACCAUGACGGACUGCGUAUGUGAACGAAGCUUGCAGGACUCCCUUUACUGCAGCCUUGCAUGCAAGGUUCUUGCAACGUCAUCUGAUAGGGAAAAUGAGAACAAGCCUACCCCUCCAAGUUCACCAAAUGUCGAGGAAAACACUACUGUUGAGGAAAAUCCUAUACACCAGAGGCUGAGGCUGGGAAGAUAUAGGAGAAAAGGGGUUCCACUAAGAUCUCCAUUAAAGUAG
Molecule: messenger RNA, 606 nt
Organism: Magnolia sinica
Lineage: Eukaryota; Viridiplantae; Streptophyta; Magnoliopsida; Magnoliales; Magnoliaceae
Product: protein RGF1 INDUCIBLE TRANSCRIPTION FACTOR 1-like
Exons: 5
Coding region: 1-606 (201 amino acids)
Molecular function (GO): zinc ion binding
Source: RefSeq, a predicted model, not a curated record